AUGUCUGAAAAUUCGAACUCUUUAAGGAAUCCAUUUGUGAGCAAUACGCCGCAGGCGUCACCAUAUAAGAAGCAACAACUUGAGUACCAUAGGCGCGGUUCAGUAGAGGAUGUGACGAGGCGGCCAACAUCUAGCUCGUCAUCCUUAAGUUCUCCGGGGAAACACUCCAGAAGACCACGGUCCUCGUUACAACGCUAUGCAGAUAGAUAUUUACCCACCCGAACAGACUUAGAUCUAAGAACUAUUAGAUCUAUUGGAAGUAGCAAUGCCACGAAGAAUAACACACCUGUGGUCCCAACCUCGCCAACUUCGCCCAAUUCUUCUUGCGCAGAUCACCUAGAAGUACGAAGAGAAAGAGAAUCAAUGGAAAAGUUUGAUACUAUAUUAAAGAACGAAUUAUUUGGUGACUACUUAGCGAAGGAUAGAGAUCUUUCUCCAGAGAGAGACUCUAUAUAUAACAGCAGCACGAGCAGAUUUACGAGCCCUAGAAAGUCUUUACAGGCUAGCAGCAUCGAUCAGAUAAGAAAUACAGUUAAUUUCUCAGCUAACUCUUCGCCAUUGAAAUCAGCGUCAAGCAUUCAAUUUUACAGAGAAAACCAGUCAGAUUCAGAUUCAGACAUAGGAACAGAUACAGAUUCCGAUGGCGCGAAUAGUAGCGGUUUGAACAACCCAUACACGAGCCCGUCAAGAAGGCGGCAUUCGAAUUUAUUUUUUAAUAAUAUUGGCACCUCUGUCUCGCUUCCUGUAACACCUAAAAAGCUAACAUUCUCUGCAGGUGCAUCGACUGAAGAAGUAGGAUCUACAAAAAGAGGAGCUAGCCUACUCAAGUACAUGACCCAAAGUUCUACUAGGCCAUCAACAGCCUCCGUAUUACAUUCUCACUUUGAAAGCUUGGAUGUUUCACCAAUUAGAAGAGACUCUAAAAAACUGUUGCUAUCGCCAGUAAAGCAAUUUAAGAACAUCAGUAAAGUACCAUACAGGGUUUUAGAUGCACCCUCUCUUGCAGAUGACUUUUACUAUAGCUUGGUGGAUUGGUCUUCUACAGACAUAUUAGCAGUGGCCUUGGGAAAAUCAGUUUUUUUAAGCGAGCAUCAAACUGGUGAAGUUAUUCAUUUAUGCGAUACUCCAAAUGAAUAUACAAGUUUAAGCUGGAUGGGAGCAGGCUCACAUUUAGCUAUAGGUCAGGGGAACGGUAUUGUUGAAAUUUACGAUGUUACAAAGGAGAAAUGCAUCAGGACAUUAUCAGGGCAUCUGGAUAGAGUGGCCUGUCUUUCUUGGAAUAAUCAUAUUUUAAGCUCUGGUAGUAGAGAUAGGACUAUAUUGCAUCGUGAUGUAAGAAUGGCAGAUCCUUUCUUUGAAAAGAUAGAAACACAUGAACAAGAAAUUUGCGGAUUGAAAUGGAAUACCAACGACAAUAAGUUAGCCUCAGGCGGAAAUGACAAUAUGGUUUUUGUGUAUGAUGGAACUUCCAGAACACCAUUUCUAUCAAUUAAUGAACAUAAGGCUGCUGUCAAAGCUAUGGCAUGGUCACCUCAUAAACAAGGAAUUUUAGCUACCGGCGGUGGUACAGCAGAUAGAACUCUAAAGAUGUGGAAUGUCAAUACAUCAGUAAAACUGAAUGAUGUUGAUACUGGUUCACAAGUAUGCAACAUGGUUUGGUCGACAAACACUGAUGAGAUUGUCACUUCCCAUGGUUACUCGAAAUAUAAUCUAACAAUAUGGGAAGCAAGCAAUCUAGAACCUUUAGCUAUAUUAAAAGGUCACAGUUUCAGAGUUUUACAUUUAACUUUAUCAGCUGAUGGAACCACAAUCGUAUCUGGUGCAGGAGAUGAGACUUUGCGUUAUUGGAAGCUUUUUGAAAAGCAAAAAAGGAAGGCAACUGCAGAUUCAACUAUUCUAAACGCUCUGAACCAAAUAAGAUGA
Nakaseomyces glabratus is the source of this 1923-nucleotide messenger RNA. RefSeq names its product Cdh1p (gene CDH1). Gene Ontology annotation, molecular function: protein binding; ubiquitin ligase activator activity; anaphase-promoting complex binding. Gene Ontology annotation, cellular component: anaphase-promoting complex. Gene Ontology annotation, biological process: anaphase-promoting complex-dependent catabolic process; positive regulation of ubiquitin protein ligase activity; positive regulation of anaphase-promoting complex-dependent catabolic process. NCBI's taxonomy places the organism in Eukaryota, Fungi, Ascomycota, Saccharomycetes, Saccharomycetales, Saccharomycetaceae. The record is from RefSeq and is a predicted model, not a curated record.